AUGCGUUCAAAUCCAACCAUUUCGGUCGUCGGUUGCCAUGCCGAAGGUGAGGUGGGAGACGUGAUAGUUGGAGGUGUGCCAGACAUUCCCGGCAAGUCCAUGUACGAAAAGCUACGAAACUUCCAAAACCACAACGAUAACCUCCGGCAUCUCCUAUUGAAUGAGCCUAGGGGUCGAGCCUCACUAAAUCUCAAUUUACUUGUGCCGCCUUGUGAUCCCAAAGCCGACAUGGGACUCAUCAUCAUGUGCAACGACUCAUAUGCCUUCAUGUCCGGCUCAAACGUUAUAUGCGCAACAACCGUUCUUCUUGAAACCGGCAUGGCUCCCAUGACAGAGCCCCGGACGAAGCUCACACUAGAUACGGCAGCUGGGCUAGUUAAUGUCACGGCACAGUGUGAAGCAGGGAAGUGCAAAUCAGUGGCUUUCGACAACAUCCCCGCCUUUGUUGCUGCGCUGGACAUGCAAGUUGACGUGCCUGGAAUCGGUAACGUUUCUGUCGACGUUGCCUGGGGCGGUAUGUGGUAUGGAUUUGUUGAAGCAAAGUCUUUGGGCGUUGCUGUGUCGAACAAACAUUGCCGGAAACUGAUUGAACUCGGUGAUCGGGUUACCAAGGCGGUGCGGCAGCAUUUCACCCCAGUCCACCCGCACAAUGCAGAGAUGGCGGGCGUUUGCACUAUUUCAAUAACGGAGCCUGUGACGAGAGAGUCUGGUUGCUUGAAGGGGAAGCAUGCGGUUAUCAUCCCACCUAGUCGGCUGGAUAGAAGUCCUUGUGGUACUGGAACAUCUGCGAGGAUGGCAAUUCUACAUGCGCGUGGCCAAUUGGGGGUGGGUGAAAAGUUCAAACAUGGUAGUAUAAUUGGCAGUGAGUUUACUGGAAUCAUUCAACGUACGACAAAGGUGGGAGAGUUUGAUGCUAUCAUUCCCAAUAUAUCUGGGAGAGGUUGGAUCACGGGGUACAAGCAGAUUGUUCUUGAUCCUACUGAUCCCUAUCCGGAGGGGUUUCGGGUCGGGGAUCAGUGGCCUACAGGAACGGAGAGCUUGUAG
Messenger RNA from Pochonia chlamydosporia 170, 1044 nucleotides. RefSeq names its product proline racemase. Gene Ontology annotation, molecular function: 4-hydroxyproline epimerase activity. The transcript has a single exon. NCBI's taxonomy places the organism in Eukaryota, Fungi, Ascomycota, Sordariomycetes, Hypocreales, Clavicipitaceae. Bases 1 to 1044 code for a protein of 347 amino acids. The record is from RefSeq and is a predicted model, not a curated record.